GUCAAUCUACAAUUCAAGACUCCCCCACAUGUGGAGCUGGGCUCGCUGGCAGCACUCACGGAGUUGGAGCUGGGUGUCGAUCAGCGACUCUAUGACUUUGUCGAGAGACUGACACGGCAAGAGGCCACUGAGUGCCGAGUGUUCAUUGGGUUUCGGAUUUCGGAGCUCGCGAACGCGAGUGCCACUCCGAUGUUGUCCGCAGCAUUGGCAGAUGGAAUGAAAGAUGGCGUUUUCGACGCCUCCCACCAGAAGAAUGGCAACCUCGGCGCCAUGCUACGGGAUUUCCCUGGUCUUUUGGAGUAUGCAACGAAUGACUUGUUUCCUGAAGUUCCUCAUGCAGGCAUGGAGCCGACUGCAUGGCACACCGUGCUCAUGGGACCUUGGAGUGCUCUGAAUGAACAUAUCACUCUCAAGGAAGGGCGAGCCCUGGUGUUAUCGGUUAGGCGAAUGGCUAGAAACUACAAGUGCAGGUCAAAGCUACAUCUGGUGGUUGAUAAUAUGGCUCUGGCUUUUGCUGUUACAAAAGCACGUGCAACUAACUUUGCUAUGCUGCGCAUUACCCAACAGCUUAGUGCAUUGUCUCUUCUGGGACACUUUCAGCUUCGUGUGCGAUGGGUGCCGAGUGAAUGGAACGUGGCAGACAGUCCCAGCCGUGGCUGCAUCUUCCCGGGCGCUGAAAGCAAAAUGGUCGCCUCGCUUCCAGCAACCGGUGUCUGUUCGAAGUUUGACGGCCACACCGAAAGUGAUUCCAAGUCUUCCAAGAACUCGCGGACCGUGCCACAAAAGCAUGCGAAACCUCAUAAGGUCGCGAAGCACGCUCAGCAGAAUGGGCUUUCUUUCUUGGAGACCGAGAGCAUAUCUGCCGCGGUGGGGGAGCAGUACCUGAAGUACUACCAGGGAGCAAGGUCUCACAAAGCUCACAGCGAGAAGUGCCGACCGGCGGACAAAACGUUGGUUGCGGUGGAGUUCGACUGGGAGGCAUUCACCUUGAAGAAGGACUAUGUCGCGCCGGUGCGCGGGGCGGGGCGCCAAUACGCGUGCCAUGCCCUGGUGGUGCGAGACAUCGAGGAUGCACAUCCCGACAAGGUCGGAGUUUACGACAACACCAUCUUGUUGAACAGCAAAAAGAGGCUGCGGAUAGGAGAGUUGGUUCAGGAACUCGCACGCCAGCGCAAGAAGAAAAACGAUCCUCUCUUCAAUUUCACGCCGCAGGAGUUCCGGAAGCAGCUAGCGGAGGUCAAGGGACAACCCUUUCGGCUCAUCCCACGGUGUGUGAUUACCCAGUCUUCUGGUAAGCAGGGGGUCAUCGACAACGCUGACCAUGGAAGCCAAAGUGAGCUUAGUUCUGACACCAACAAGCUGGUCCUAUGCUCUGCCCUUCGUCCGGCCCAGCACGUGUCUGCGGCCAUGCGGCACUUGUCUCCCGAGGAAGCGAACCUCCUGUUGGAGACCGACCGAUGGGAGGGAGGAGGGGAGAAUUGGCCCGACGCAUAUCGACACUGCCCGAUGGCGGAAGACCAGUCCCGUUGUUGUGUUGUGGUCUGGUGGCAUCGCGACUGGGGCAAACCAGCGUACCAAAUCUCCUCUGGCCUGUUGUUCGGAUUGCCGCUGGCAGUCACGAGCUUCAACAGACUGAGCAGGUUCACUGAAUCUGUUGGACUGUUGGGCGCCGUCUUACCUGCGCGAUGGUCUCCAUGUACCUCGACGACAUUCGAGUUCCGCUUAAGGUUCAGGUCAGCAAGCCUUUUGAGAGGUCAAUCGUAUGAUGGGUUCCCCUUCGCCGAGGAGAAGAGGCAGGCGAUGGCCACCUUUGGCACCUUCUUGGGGCUCGACUGGGAUUUUCGCCCACUCCAACAGCGAGCGUCCAAGCUGUAUGGUAUGCUCAACUUCCUCGAGCAGGGCGCCUAUGGUCGUAUCGGAACCGGCGGCCUCCAAUCCUUGAAGGAGAGGCAGCAUGAGACCAGCCCGGAGUUGACCCUGGCAGUUUGGGCUGCCUUUCAAACAGCUCGGGUUCGGGCUGCACUCCGCUUGAAGCCUCGCCGGGAAGUUGAGGCGCUGCCCCAGCGCGAGGCGCUUGUGGCGGAAAUCACCGAGCAUACAUACAAGGCUUUCUUGCCAGGACACACCGUGAUUGCCCAAUUCGAGCAGUCUAUGGUGCUCUUUGCGUUGUCCUCUCGAGCCGCUACAUUCCGGGCCCGUCGAGGUCGAGGUGUUUGGUUUAUCCACAAGGUUGCAGCUUUGAUGGCCCUGAUUCGGGGCAGGUCUGAUUCUCCCGACCUCGAACGUUUGGCUAACCUCAUCCAUGUUGCUUUGUUCUCUCUCGAGACCUGGAUUGGGGGUGAAUGA
Messenger RNA from Symbiodinium necroappetens, 2346 nucleotides. NCBI's taxonomy places the organism in Eukaryota, Dinophyceae, Suessiales, Symbiodiniaceae. The record is from the annotation of a GenBank genome assembly.